Nymphaea colorata (pocket water lily) is the source of this 1512-nucleotide messenger RNA. RefSeq names its product 26S proteasome non-ATPase regulatory subunit 11 homolog. The record is from RefSeq and is a predicted model, not a curated record. The transcript has 2 exons. Bases 167 to 1429 code for a protein of 420 amino acids. Gene Ontology annotation, molecular function: protein binding; structural molecule activity. Gene Ontology annotation, biological process: ubiquitin-dependent protein catabolic process. Lineage: Eukaryota; Viridiplantae; Streptophyta; Magnoliopsida; Nymphaeales; Nymphaeaceae. Gene Ontology annotation, cellular component: proteasome regulatory particle, lid subcomplex.
GUCUGUAAGACCUUAACCUUUUUUGUUUUCUUCUUGUGAUCUAAUUCGAUUUUAUGGCUAUAAUUGGAUUGUUCCUCAACAAGGACGGUGUAACAUCUUUUUGGUUUGGAUGAGCUAGGUUGUGAUUUUUUUUCCCGAGCUUUUUGUUAGCUUUGCAGUGGCAGCCAUGUCAUAUCUCCCUGCAACCACGGAUUCCAUUGCAGAGGCCUUGGAAGCAAAAGAUCCAUCAGAGUCCAUCGCAAUUUUCUACCGUAUCCUUGCCAAUCCCUCUUCCUCAGCUGAAGCCUUGCGCAUCAAAGAGCAAGUCAUCACAAAUCUAUCGGAUCUUCUCCAACAAGAGAAAAGAGCAGAAGAGCUACGGAGUCUGCUAACACAGCUGAGGCCUUUCUUUGCUGUAAUCCCCAAAGCAAAGACUGCAAAGAUUGUAAGAGGCAUCAUUGAUUCAGUCGCCAAAAUCCCUGGAACAUCUGAAUUGCAGAUAUCUUUGUGUAGAGAAAUGGUGGAAUGGACCCGUGCAGAGAAACGAACAUUCCUUAGACAGCGGGUUGAGGCAAGGCUUGCAGCUUUACUGAUGGAGAACAAGGAAUAUGCUGAAGCACUGACUCUUCUCACUGGUCUUGUGAAAGAAGUGCGCAGGUUGGAUGACAAAUUAUUGCUUGUAGACAUUGACCUUCUAGAAAGCAAGCUCCAUUUCUCUCUGAAGAACCUCCCAAAGGCAAAAGCAGCACUAACUGCUGCUAGAACAGCUGCAAAUGCAAUCUAUGUGCCACCUGCACAGCAGGGCACUAUUGAUUUACAAAGUGGCAUCCUCCAUGCAGAAGAGAAAGAUUACAAGACAGCUUAUAGCUACUUCUUUGAAGCAUUUGAAGCAUUCAAUGCUCUCGAGGAUCCCCGUGCAGUCUUUAGUCUUAAAUAUAUGCUUUUAUGCAAGAUCAUGGUUAAUCAGGCUGAUGAUGUUGCAAGUAUAAUCUCAUCCAAGGCAGGUUUGCACUAUGUUGGUAUUGAGUUGGACGCGAUGAAAGCUGUUGCUGAUGCCCAUGCAAAGCGCUCUCUGAACCACUUUGAGACAGCCUUGAAUGACUACAAGGCACAAUUAGAGGAAGAUCCAAUUGUUCAUCGGCACCUGUCUUCAUUGUAUGACACUCUUCUCGAGCAGAAUCUCUGUCGGUUGAUUGAGCCAUUCUCAAGGGUUGAGAUCGGUCACAUUGCAGAACUGAUUGGACUGCCCGUUGAUCAUGUGGAGAAAAAACUCUCACAGAUGAUCCUUGACAAGAAGUUUGCUGGAACACUCGAUCAAGGUGCUGGAUGCCUCGUCAUUUUUGAAAUCCCUAAAGCAGACGCAAUCUAUCCUGCAACGCUUGAAACCAUCUCGAACAUUAGCAAGGUCGUGGACAGUCUCUACCUAAGAUCUGCUAGGAUAAUGGCUUGAGUUAUACUGUUUUCUUCUAUUCAACCUCUUGGCUUCAAAAUGUCGAAUUUAUUCAAGAUAUCUUGAACAUCCAGUUUUGCUGA